Messenger RNA from Ipomoea triloba (trilobed morning glory), 2840 nucleotides. Its product is annotated as putative pentatricopeptide repeat-containing protein At4g17915. The coding region runs from base 439 to 1818 and encodes 459 amino acids. The record is from RefSeq and is a predicted model, not a curated record. The transcript is spliced from 4 exons. Gene Ontology annotation, molecular function: protein binding. Lineage: Eukaryota; Viridiplantae; Streptophyta; Magnoliopsida; Solanales; Convolvulaceae.
UCUUACUGUCUCACUUCUUGCUUCCGAUUUGCCAAUCUUGUUCGCCUACCUCAACAUUUCCGGUCACUGGCAACCAUCUAAAGCCAACGUCGUAGUUGCCGUCGGCCUUCACUAGCACCGGAGAAGAGCCAAGAGCCGGCGACUUCUUUCCCAAAUCAACCUAUUCCAUCCAUCGACCUCCUCAAUUCGCCAGCCGGCCAGCCGCUACCGGCGGAUAUGUUCGUAUGUUAUCUACGACGCUCGCAGUCAUCGCAUCGACUCCCACUAGUCGCCAGCGCUUUGCAGCUAGCAACGAGGACCUGCUCGAUGUUGCGGUCAGACGCCCCCACUACCUCUCCAUUGCUUAGUUAGGGCUUUGAUUGAAGAACGGCAUUUUGGAUUUUGAUUAGUUUUCCAAUUGAUUUUGGUUACAGAUUGGGCGACUAACAUUUGGAAUAGAUGUUCAGAAUUAAAAGUAGGUUAUCGACUAAGCUAUUGAAUAUAACUGUAGCAUGUCUUUGUAAAGCCAAACAACUGGAGAAAGCGGAGACAGUGAUAAUUGAUGGUAUAAGAGUAGGAGUGCCAGCAGAUGUGGUGACUUACAAUACGCUGAUUACAGCAUACUGUUGUUUUGUAGGCAUUGAUGCAGGUUAUUCCAUUCUUCAUAGAAUGAAAGAAGUUGGGAUUAAGCCAGAUGUUAUUACCUAUAACUCUUUGAUAGCCAGUGCUACCAGGCAUGGCAUGUUAUCUAGAUGCCUUGAUCUGUUGGAAGAAAUGCUUGAGGUUGGUAUUCUUCCUGAUACCUGGAGUUACAAUACAUUGAUGCAUUGUUUGUUUAGAUUGGGAAAACCAGAUGAAGCAUACAGGUUUUUUCAGGACAUUUUUUUGGGAGACAUCCCCCCUUGUCCAGUCACAUUUAAUAUUCUAUUGAGUGGUCUUUGCAUGAAUGGGUAUACAGAGAAGGCUCUUAUGUUAUUUAGGGACUUAAAACAUUCUGGAUUCGUUCCACAGUUAGUAACAUACAAUAUCCUUAUUCAUGGGCUUUGCAAUUCAGGACGAUGGGCACCUGCAAGAAGGCUUCUCAACGAACUAGUAGAUAUAGGCUAUAAUCCAAAUGCCAUCACUUAUACUACAAUAAUGAAAUGUUGCUUUAGGUCAAGACGGUUUGAAGAAGGGCUUCAGAUCUUGGAAGAGAUGAGAAGGAAAGGAUAUAUAUUUGAUUCAUUUGCUUACUGUACAGUCAUUAGCUUUUUAAUUAAGGCAGGCAGGAUGAAGGAUGCAUAUGAUUGUGUAGGGAAUAUGAUUAUGAAUGGCAUUGAGCUUGAUUUAGUGGCUUACAACACCCUUAUUAAUUUGUAUUGUAAGGAAGGCAAGCUGGAUAAUGCCUAUAUGUUGGUGGAUGAGGCAGAAAGAAAAGGAUUUGACUGUGACAAAUACACGCAUACCAUUAUAAUAGAUGGGUUGUGCAAGGCUGGAAAUAUGAAAGAGGCACUUCGUCAUUUGAACUGCACAAAACUGAUGGGUUUUGAUUCAAAUUUGGUUGCUUUCAACUGCUGUAUUGACGGGUUGUGCAAAGUUGGUGAGGUUGAUUAUGCAUUGAGUGUGUUUAAAUCAAUGGAUGAGAAGGAUUGCUUUACCUAUUCCUCACUGGUGCAUGGUCUUUGCAAGGCUGGGAGGUUUCGUGUAGCGUCCGAGCUAUUGCUUUCAUGUAUUAUCGGUGGCAUGAAGAUUCUAAAAUCAGAUAGAGAAGUGGUUAUUGAAGGUCUUCAGCAUUCUGGGUUUAUUCAGGAAGCAAGCAAGCUCCAUUCUAAAAUUCAGUUGACCAAGAUAUUGAACUAAUGAUGACCUAUCAAAAGAAGAUAUUGUGCUACAGAAGGCAAGAAUGAUGAAAAUGUUGUUCUAGCAUCAAGGAAGACUAGGAUUAUGUGGACUGUGAAGAUCUCUUGAUCUUUGUAAGGGCCUCUUUGCAAAUUGUAAGAGCUAUACCUUGCUGAUCAUUUUGCCAAAGUCUACUCGAGAUUGAUUGCAUGGAAAAUGGCAAUUCUGGCUUUCUUAUACAGUUAUGUGCCAUGAGAAUUUAACACAGCCUUUGACAGUCUUCAUCAGCAGGCCUCUUCAUUAUCAACUGGUAUUCAUGCAGUGAUGAGGUGAAUGAAAAUGCUGUGAUGUACCCCCGAUCUUUUGUAUACUUGUAUGCACACUUGGGAAUGCAGCUUCUGGGAUUAGCUAAAAACCGUAAACCUGGCACAGGAUUCAAAUGGUCCAUAUGCCUGACACUGGAGGAGCACCAUUUAUACUCAGGUUCGGUGCUCAAAUAUUCUGUGUAUGGGUGGGUUUAGAACUAGAGAUGUGCAACUUUUCAAUUAUCUCAAAGCCAUAGUGGAAUUCAUGGCCUCAAGGUUCAAAUUCCCGGUAUUAACAGCAGUUAACGGAAUUAUUAAUUGAAUCAAUGGAGCCUCUGUGUCAUGUUCAAGAUCAAUGCCUUUUUGGGUCACCAUCUUGAAUCCUUGUUUCCCACACCAUUUUGAAUCCUUGUUUCCCACAUCAUCAGAAUGAGUUACCUGCAAUGGAGUCUGGUGACCUUAAUCAGAGUAAUCCUUGCAGAAAGAUCAUCAGAUGAUGAUUCAAUAUGUGCAGAAAUUCAGGAAGCUUCAAGCUAUCACAAUUCACAAGUGUACAUAUUCAAAGCUUGUGGAUUAUUAUAAAAUAUAAACAAAUUCAUUGUCGUGUUAUUGUGAAAUAAAUAUAUUUACCAGAUUGUAAUUGUAAUACAUUGUAUGCUAUCCGAAAAAGCACGAGUCAAGCUUGAUAAAGCUACCAUCAAUUUUAGUUAAUAAAAAACUUAAGACUUGCUUCUCAUA